ACUUCUGUCAGUCCUCAAGUCGGCUGUCAACCGCAACAAUGGUUGUGCUGAAAGGAAUCCCGGCGAUACUUACACCAGAAUUACUGUAUGUACUGGCACAAAUGGGGCAUGGAGACGAACUGGUUCUUGCAGAUGCAAAUUUUCCUGUCUCUUCAGUUUGUAAAUGUGGACCUGUGGAGAUACGAGCAGAUGGUGUGAAGAUUCCAGAGCUAUUAAAAGCUAUAUUAAAGCUACUUCCUCUUGAUACCUAUGUUGAACUUCCAGCAGCUGUCAUGGAUCUUGUGGACAGUGAUAAGAGCCGAGGUCUAAAAGUGCCUGUGUGGGAAACCUUUUCUGAACUCCUGAAGCAUGCUGGAUCACAUGGAAAUUUGGAUGUAGUUGAACGGUUUGCUUUCUAUGAGCGUGCUAAGAAAGCUUUUGCUGUCAUUGCCACAGGGGAGACAGCUCUGUAUGGAAACAUCAUCAUCAAGAAAGGAGUCAUUCCUCCUGAAGAGCUAAACUGAGAUCAGUUUCCUUUACCAAACUCUUGGACCAAAUGCACUACUCGUGAUUAGAGUGGUGAAAAUGUGCCGUCCUAAAUACUUGAACAUGGAAGCAGGAAUUGGUUUGUGACCUAGAUUUUGUAAUAAACAUACAGUUCUUUGCAUACAGUUUGUAUGAUGACAUAAGACUUUGUGCUUGUUGGCAUUAUAUCCUGCAUAAAAUGUG
Molecule: messenger RNA, 708 nt
Organism: Trichomycterus rosablanca
Lineage: Eukaryota; Metazoa; Chordata; Actinopteri; Siluriformes; Trichomycteridae
Gene: fuom
Product: fucose mutarotase
Exons: 6
Coding region: 39-503 (154 amino acids)
Biological process (GO): fucose metabolic process
Molecular function (GO): racemase and epimerase activity, acting on carbohydrates and derivatives; fucose binding
Source: RefSeq, a predicted model, not a curated record